This is a messenger RNA of Dermacentor andersoni, 909 nucleotides long. The record is from RefSeq and is a predicted model, not a curated record. Lineage: Eukaryota; Metazoa; Arthropoda; Arachnida; Ixodida; Ixodidae.
AUGGGUGUGCCCGGAAAGAUCAGGGGUGAUACCCCUUUCAUGGUAGUAAAGGACCCGGAAAUUAUAAGUGAAGUCUUCAUCAAGGAGUUCAGCAAGUUUCAAGGUCGCGGUCGCAUGAUGCACAUCUACGAGAUGGACCCCGUCUUUUCGAGAUACAUUGUCCUUUCCAAGGGUGAGACGUGGAGGACCUCGCGGGCCAGCAUGUCACCCUUCUUCACUACUGCCAAACUCAAAGCGGUCUACGACACAAGCAAGGGCCGGGGUCUGUGGCAGAACGCCAACGAAAUGGACCUCACGCUAAUCACGGACAAGGUGUUCCCCACCCGAAUCAGCAACUCGGUGAUGCCCUCGUUGCUGCAGGCCCAGAAGCAGUUUAUCGACGUCUUAGGUGAGCACGCUGAUAAGGGUGUCGAGGCGGACAUCAACAGCCUUUGCGAGCGGUUGACCUUCGACGUCAUCGGCAAGGCGGCGUACGCUCCUCUGCCCCGCGAAACUCUGAACGAGCUGUCGACAAACUGCAUGACAAUAUUCGUUGGCGGAUACGAUACGACACGAUUGGUGUUGACCUACUGGUUUUACGUUAUGGGACGACAUCCAGAUAUUCAAGAAAAAAUGCGCCAUGAGGUUCUUCAAGCUUUCGAAAAAGAGGGCGAACACCUGUCUGUGUACACUCUUAAAGAACUUCCGUACACAAACCAAGUAAUUUCUGAGACGAUGCGAAUGUAUCCGCCAAUAUUAACUACCCCAAGUCUGUUAAGCCACGACGAUCCCGUCUGCACCUCCCUUCAGAAACAUCCAAAGCCUCUUCACAACGCGACCAAUGACCAACAGCACAAAACCUCUGUCGCCCAGGCAUUCGAGUCUAAGGACAAAGAAGAUGUGAACAACGACAGCCGACACUUGGCUUGA